AUGUUGUGGUUGAAAUUUGGCAUGAGGGUGACCAAGAUGGAGGAGGGCGAGGAGACGCCAUCCGGGACGGAGAAGAGGGCCACCUCCAGUGCUCCGAGGUACCUCCAAGAAGACGCCAGCCAGGACGGAGAAAGAGGGACACCUCCUGCACUUCGGGAUCCCAGCAGAAGUGGAGAACUGGAUUGGGGAAGGCGCUACAAGAUUAUUGAAGGAAUUGCAAGAGGACUUCUUUAUCUUCAUCAAGAUUCUCGACUCAAUAUCAUUCACCGGGAUCUAAAAUCAAGUAAUAUCUUGUUGGAUCAGUACAUGAAUCCUAAGAUUUCGGACUUCGGCCUUGCAAAACUCCUUGAUGCCGACAAAACACCGGGGACUGCUAGUCAAAUUGCUGGCACAAAUGGAUACAUGGCACCAGAGUAUGCAAUGCAUGGGCGUUUCUCAACUAAAUCAGAUGUAUUUAGUUUUGGAGUUCUAGUUCUAGAAAUUGUGACCGGUCGAAGAAUCAGAGACUUCCAAGGACCGGGGAAUGCUGCGAACCUUCUAAGCUAUGCAUGGAAGCACUGGAACAAAGCGAAGGCAUUGGAUUUGAUGGAUCAAAGCCUGGGAGAAGAGUAUCAAAGAGAAGAAGCCUUGAGAUGCAUUCAUGUGGGUUUGCUGUGUGUUCAGGAAGACCCAACAGAAAGACCAAGCAUGGUAUUGGUUGUUCAGAUGCUGAGUGGUCACUCUAGUUUGCCCAGAACUCAGUCCAGGGAGAGAUCCCUCGCCUGCCAACUAAUCACCGCCGGAUCUGUUAAUAGAGUUGGCAAGCACCUACAAAUCAGACCUCCAAGGCUCCAACUCCUCCUCUCUCCCCUUUCCUCCGCCGCCAUCCCCACCGGCUUCUCCACCCAGUCCAACGGCCGAUCUCCAAACAAAGUCUUCGGCUCUGCUCUCUGCCGCGGCGAUGUCUCCCAAGACGAAUGCCAGUACUGCCUCUCCACCGCCGUCCAAGACAUCCUCCAGCCCUGCCCGUUGAGUCGAAGAGGGGCCAUUUGGUACCCAAAGUGCUUUCUCCGCUACUCUAGCAACAACUUUACCUCUUCCAAAGACAACGAGACUUCAAGAUUUAGACAAUUCUCCUACGAGACGCAGAAUGCCUCGGAGCCGAUCUUCGCAGCGCAGUUGGGAAACCUGAUGACUGACUUGACAGAGCGGGCGGCAUACAGGUCGGCGCGGCUGUUUGCCACAGGGGAGGUCAAUAUGACUAACUUGCAGUGCACGAGGGAUCAGUCGGAGGAUGACUGCCACCAGUGCCUGCAGCGGUCGGUGAACAUCAUGUCAACUUACUUCCCACGGAGCAUUGAAGCGAUGACGGUGGCUUACGACUGCUUCAUGGGGCACGCGACGUACUCCUUCUAUAAUCAAUCUGUCGGGCCUGCACCACCACCUCCGCCAGCACCGGAGGUGGAUCUCGGCGCUCCGCCGCCUAGAGGAAAGGACUCAGGGAAAAAGAACGGAGCCUUGGUCAUCCCGUUGGUUGGCGCGUUGGUGGUCCUCUCAGCCAUUUUCAUCUGUUCAUGUAGGAGGAGAACAUUUGUAAAAGUAUCCAAUAAGUAUUGCAUACGUCAAGUUUAA
Molecule: messenger RNA, 1611 nt
Organism: Phoenix dactylifera (date palm)
Lineage: Eukaryota; Viridiplantae; Streptophyta; Magnoliopsida; Arecales; Arecaceae
Source: RefSeq, a predicted model, not a curated record